This is a messenger RNA of Solea solea (common sole), 7112 nucleotides long. RefSeq names its product sema domain, immunoglobulin domain (Ig), short basic domain, secreted, (semaphorin) 3E (gene sema3e). Lineage: Eukaryota; Metazoa; Chordata; Actinopteri; Pleuronectiformes; Soleidae. Gene Ontology annotation, biological process: semaphorin-plexin signaling pathway; axon guidance; negative chemotaxis. The transcript has 17 exons. Gene Ontology annotation, molecular function: semaphorin receptor binding; chemorepellent activity. The record is from RefSeq and is a predicted model, not a curated record. Bases 853 to 3249 code for a protein of 798 amino acids.
CACGCACACCACACCAGGGCAGCUGGCCUCUGCUCAGAUCAGUAGCUGUGGCAGGAACUCAUCUGAAGUGACUCACUGAGGUUAGGAUCCUCCCCGAGUUUUAGCAGCCAGAGCAACACUUCCCUCCUCAGAGAGAGAGAGAGAGAGAGAGAGAGAGAGAGCAGAGAGACCACACGCCAGGCACGAGGCUACCCACUCCCUCCCCUCUCCCACUCUGCCUUUUCCUGGGCUCCUGUCCAGAGAACGACUACGGUUCCAGUGGACACAAGAGGAGGAACACAGCCUCAAGACUCAGUGCAGCAGCUCUGACUGCCUGUCUACUGGGACAACCACACAUCUUUCUUGGAUGCAUUUUGAGUUAUUGAUUGAUUGAUUGAUUGAUUUUUUUAAAUAAUAUUUAUUUACUUUUGUUUUUAAUCAGGACUUAUAUUGGAUCUGAGCUUGGGCAGACAGACAGACAGACAAACAAAACAGACGGACUGACAUAUGGAGAGAGAGCAGUGGGCACUGCGACGUGAAUCUAGCAACUGGACUUCUCUUCUCCCUGGUUACUAAGUCCAAGCAAGGAUAACAGCCAGAGCUCUUGCCUAGUGUCCACUGAGGCAGUGGGUGGAUGCAGUUUUCAGCAGACUGCUAUAGGGGAGAGUGGAGACUGUAUAGAAGCCGCAGAGACAACAUCCAGUUCAUCCACACUGUUGUGAUCAUCUGAAUAUGGACUUUUUUUUUAAAUAAAGACUGGAUGCAGGAACUUUGUCUCUUCCUCUCUCACUGACCCUGCUGCUCCUCAUGCUGAGUGGACUUGCUUGCUUUUUUGCGUGGAUAAGCGUGGAGUGAGUGUGCGUCUCACUGAAGAUGAUGAUGAUGAUGAUGAUGGCAGAGUGCAGAGGGACUGUUUAUCUGACACUGAUGCUGAUGUAUCCUGUUCUGCUGUGUUUGCCUCACUCAGCCCGCGGCGUCUACCCAAGGAUGCGGCUCUCAAACAAAGAGCUUUGGCAGUUGAACAGGACCUGGCUGUUCCAGGGACAUGGAGUGUCCCUUCAGCCCCAGACCAUGCUGCUGGACGAAGGCCACGAACGGCUCUAUAUUGGGGCCAAAAAUGGGCUGUUCUCCCUCAGCCUGGACCAGGUUAACACACACCACAGAGAGAUCCAGUGGGCCAGUACAGAGCCUCAGAUAGAGGAUUGUUUGAUGAAAGGAAGGGAAAAGCCUGAAUGUGCAAACUACAUCAAGGUCUUGCAGCAGUACAACCACACCCAUCUGCUGGUGUGUGGAACAGGAGCCUUUAACCCUGUUUGUGGCCUGGUCAGGCUGGGACACUCAGGACAGGACAAGCUAUUUGCUCUUGAAGAGGACAAAAUCACAAGUGGCAGAGGACGUUGUCCAUACGACCCCAAGAGUCCCUGCACGUCGACUCUCUCCAGAGGAGAGCUGUACAUCGGCCUGUACACUGACUACUGGGAGAACGACGGCGCUUUGUGUCGACUCAACACCCAGACGUACACGCGCACAGAGAGGGACGACAGGCAGCAGCUCAGUGAGCCUAAAUUUGUGGGGUCAGCAGUUAUCCCUGACAACGAUGACAGGGACGAUGACAAAGUUUACUUCUUCUUCACUGAGCGGGAGAUGGAUGCUGACGGCCUGAACAAGGCGGUGUACACCCGCAUUGGGCGCGUCUGUGCGAAUGACCAGGGCGGACAGAGGAUGCUGGUGAAUAGAUGGAGCUCCUUCCUGAAAACCCGUCUUAUCUGCUCUGUGGCUGGAUCCAGUGGCAUUGACACACACUUUGAUGAUCUCGAGGACAUCUUUGUUCUCAAGGAUAAGGAUGGGAAAAACCCCACAAUCUUCGGCCUCUUUAGCACAACAAGUGCGGUGUUUAAAGGCUACGCUGUGUGUGUCUAUAACAUGGACGACAUCAGAGCAGCCUUUAAUGGUCCGUUCGCCUACAGAGAGAGACCUGAGCAUCACUGGAUACCUUACGAGGACAGAGUCCCCUACCCCAGACCUGGAUCUUGUGCCAGUAAAGUCAGCGGCGGUGGCUUCCACAGCUCCAAGGAGUUUCCUGAUGAGGUUCUCCGGUUUGUGCGGUCUCACCCUGUCAUGUAUCGUCCAGUGCUUCCCCAGUACCGUAGACCGGUCCUGCUGCAGACAGAGCCGGGCAGGAGGAAGCUGACGCAGAUCGCUGUGGACAGAGUCCAAGCCCAGGACGGACACUACCAUGUUCUGUACAUCGGCACUGAUGACUCGGUCGUGUUGAAAGCCAUCACUAUCUACAACAAAGACACAGACACCAUGGAGGAGGUGCUGCUGGAAGAGCUGCAAGUAUUCAAGGCGUCAGCACCAAUCAGAGAGAUGAUAAUAUCACCUAAAAGGCAACAGCUCUACGUUGGCUCUGAAGUGGGUGUGGCCCAGGUCAGACUGCAUCAGUGUGACCGCUAUGGCUCUGAAUGUGCUGAUUGCUGUCUGGCCAGAGACCCUUACUGUGCGUGGGAUGGCUUCACCUGCUCCAGAUAUUACCCUGCUGGAGUCUACGCCAAGAGCCGACGAUUCAGGCGGCAGGAUGUUCGCCAUGGCAACGCCGUCCAGCUGUGCAAUGGGCUGCAAAUUGAUGACGAAGGAUCUGAACGGUUGGUGUACAGCGUCGAGAAUAACAGCACUUUGCUGGAGUGUGUCCCUCGAUCACUUCAGGCCAAAGUCAUCUGGUUUCUUCAUCAAGGAGGAGAGAAACACGAGGUUGAAAGUGAUGAGCGGGUGAUCAUGAUUUCCCACGGGCUGCUGUUCUUACACGUCAAGAGCUCAGACGCCGGCGUGUACGUGUGCCAGACUGUGGAACACGGAUACGUCAACACGUUACUCCGCAUCACUCUGCACGUGCUGAGAGGGGAGCGGGUAGAGUCGGCGUUCCACAGGUCCAAUGACGAGGAGGCGGAGAAACCUUCGUGCAGUGUCUCCUCUGACCCCCCACCGGGCCACAGCAUCGGCCCCAGCAUCGGCCCCAGCACCAGCCCCAGGGUUCUGGUGCCAUCCUCGCUCCCGGGCCACCACUCCAAGCAGUGGUAUAAGGAGUUUCUCAAGCUGAUCGGCUACGGAAAUGCCCAGAGAGUGGCAGAGUACUGUGAGAAAAUGUGGUGCGUGGAUAAAAAACGUAAAAAGACAAAAAGGAAGCACUCCUCUCCAGGUGGCGAGAGGAAAAGGAAAGAGAGGGGGGAGGUGAACUCCAACCGAGCGCCGAGGCACAUUUUAGACACCUGAGGAGACUGAAUGCACACACACACAUUUAUGCAUACAUACAGACACACUUUCUCUCUAAAGGUCAGACUCACUCAGUGUUUGCACCUUUUCAAAGAUUUUUUUUCUUAGCUUUAAACAAAAGCAGUUGCAAAAAAGAAAAGAGAAUAAACUGUAGCGGGUUGUUAUGCUACUGCAGCUGCUUUUAUCAUUCAAUUCCUUGAUUAAGUUGUUUACAUUCAUCUAGUGCUGUCACGUUUUUUGUUAUUAUCCAAAAUUAGGAUAUUUGUUCAAAAAUUGAAUGUUAAAAAUCCAAAUAAGUGCAAAAUAUAAAGCCUAGAAGUGCGUCGGCCAUGCGAAGCAAUUUUCAUGUGGUCCAGCAGAGGGGGCUCUGAGCACAGUUUGGCCUUAAGUCCACUUUGAACAGCCCUCGUGGUCCAAAAAUAAAUAAGUAUGUGCUGUCAUCAUGUUUUGAUGGAUGACACAAGCUACACCACACCAAACCGUCUGAAUAUUAAAAACAAAUCUGCUGACUCACUUGCUUAGCUUAGCAGAUAGCUUCAUCCAAAGCAGUGGAGGAGGCAGCACAACCUCACAGAAUUGAAAAUGAUAGUAAUGAUAAAUUAUAAAUAAUGUUGUCACAUGUGUGCAUGUGUGUGUGUGUGUGUGUGUGUGUAUGUCUAAGAGAGAGAGAGAGUGCGCGAAUAUCACCGAAGGAAUCGUGUAAUAUUCGUUGGAGCAUGAUGUUUGGGAAAAGUGACAGACUGUCUGACGCAGGCCCUGGGUUAAAUAUUUUGAAUGUCAGAGUCAGUGCAGAGCAGAGGCCAUGCGGCUGAACGGAUGAAUGAUUAGGGCAGCGUCACGGUCUCUGAUCCGAAAACACGGAACAUAAUAUAUCAGCAACCCGCGGACCGACCCGGCUGUCAGAGGAACCACACACAGACUCCGCUCUGCCAAACCUCUACUCCACCUCCUAUUCAAUACCAGAAUAUGACAAACUCUCACUAAAGGAAACAACAGUGUUAUAAGUAAUGGCCUUUUAAUCUUUUUUUUGGUACGAUGUUAACUUAUUUUCUUGGGUUCUACUGAGUUCUGUUGUUUAGAUGUCAAAACUGGAAAAUAUAGAGCUGUUUUUUUGUACAGUAAAAAAAUAAAUGCUUCAAGCUUAUGGUCAUGGCUGCAGUGAGUGUGUGUGUGUGUGUGUGUGUGAGAGAGAGAGAGAGUGUGAAUGAACUAUACAUACAGUGAGAUGUUGCAAUGCCACUAUAAUGAAUAUUUAAGGCAUGUUUGAGUUACAAUUAUGCCUUUAAUGGAAACUAUUAAUAUUUAAAUGCUGUACUUGUACACCCUGUCACAGUAAAUGAAAAGUACUUUUAUGUGUGCAGUUGUGAUCAAAAACAUACCAAGAGAAUUUUUGUGUGUUGUUGUAUUUAUCUAAAAUGCAGGGUGCUUCUUUUGUGCGCACAUCUGGUGAACUAUAACGUGUAUGUUCAGAGUAAUCUUUGCACACUGGCUGUUUUCCCUCCUUUCUCCUUUUCUUUUACUUCCUCCCUCCAUCACCCCGUACCCUCCACCUCUUCACGCACACCCCCUUUUGUUUGUCUGCAGAUGGAAAGUUAAUGACAGGGUGAACCAUCCAAGCAUGUCAUUAGCAGAACUGAUGAGUCAGCCUGGCAAACGUUCACGUUCAUAAUUGCGAGAUGACGGAAACACAAAUCAAGCUCACGCAGCAAUGAAAUGCAUUGUGGCACUUAUGAGUUUUGUCAUGUCUUGCUUUUAUUUUUGUAUGGUUUUGACCUUCUUGACUUCACGUAUUGUGUGCACGUUGUAAAGGAAAAACAAUCAUUGCUUAGUUUUGUCCUCACAUGUCGUCCCUCAUUAUUCUGCUUAAUCAUUCUUCGAAGGGAAAUUGAUUAAAUGAUGUUCAUCGUGCUUCACCUCGAAUAUGGUGCAAGCAAAAACAAACACCCACACACACAUUAGCAAUGAAGACAGUAAACCAAUAAAGUGGAGACCCUCGCGUGUUAUUAUCUCCCCCCACACGAGAGUUUAAAAUGUUAAUCACUUCUUUUUUUUCCAGGUGAAAACCAGUGUAUAUGUGUACUCUAUCUAGCGAUGUUAUUUUUUGAUCUAGAUUCAAAUCUUAAGUGUUGAGUCUAAAGCCAGAGAACAUAGUACCACCUCAGAAAAUAUUGAGCUCUCAAAAUAACUCGUUUAUCGCCAGUAUUAAAUUACAGUAGUGUAAAUAGGCCGAGCAAAGUCAGCUUCACAGGAUUUUUUUUUGCUAUUUGUUUCAUUUUCUAUGUUCCCCAGUCAAAAGUCCCUCAGGUCAAUCUCAUCACAAACCCUGGUGUACACAGUACAACAGUAUUCCUGAAUUACCACCAGAAGAAGCUUGUGCACCAGUGGGUAUAAAAUAUUAAAAGAAGUCUGUAUAUCUUCUGCCUCUCUGGUCAAACACCACCAACUGCAUUCAAAUUUUGUCAUUGGCUCUCCAUGUCCAAUCACUGCGAGGGCGAGGGUCAUUGUCCCAGACUCCUCCUGCUUUUAAAACCCGGCCACGUCACCUUUCUCUAUCCCCUACUCAAAGCACAGUGGUCACGUCCAGACGGAAAUGGCACGAAAUGUAAACCAUCUUUUUCUUUGCUGUUCCCCGUAAAGACGGCAUUGUUCCAGGAAAUAUCUCCGUCCACACAGAACCACCUGGAACGACUCUAAACGCUGUACAUAGUACAUUUGUCAGCACUGUAUGUUGCGUUGUAACGUUACACCAACAACAGAGAAGACGACGUUGCAAACGUUAGAUAUUAGACAGAAUUAACAAAGUCAGGGGAAAGAGAAGGAAAUAAUGUCUGUUUGUUUAAGUUUACAGUUUUACAGCGACUUUAAAGACCCUGUGACUAUUUUUGAUUUUUUUUUUUUAAAUGACUACAACUGUAACUGUAUUUACUGCGGGCGGAGAGUCGCACACACACACACAGAAGUACACUGUGUGAGUGCAGCGCACACACACACAAAGUCACAGACACACGGCACACAUAAACAGAGUCACAGACAAUAACGAGCUGUAGAUGUGCAGUACACAGGUGGCUGUGUGUGUGGAACAAUCACUGAUCUGUUUUGUUUCCUCCUCUCUUUAUUUGACGAUGCAACACUUUUGUUCACCCCUGUGUGUGAAAUCUCUAAAGACAGAACAUGUUCGAGUGAUAUCUAGUGUCUUUUCAGGUUGACUAUAGUUACUUUUCAUUGACAGGAGUUGGUAAAACUGUCAAACAAUCUCCAAACACAAGACAAUGCAUGACUGGGAGCUGGGAAUAUGACGUCAUCGUUUUCCUAAAGUAGCAUAUUCUCUGUCUACAUGGAAAGGCGAGGCUGGCGUAUUGAAAUUUUACCAUUUCAGCCCCUGCACUGCUCACCACUCUCCCUCCCUCCCCCCUUUCCCUCCUUCCUAAGACUCAGAAGAGUAAGUUGAGUGACUUGCCUGAAGUUUAUACCUGAAAUAUUUUUGAUAGUUUUGUCAAUUUCCUGUCUUUGUAAUUGUUUGACCGACCCUUAUUGUUUUAUAUAGUGCAUUUUUGCCCCUGUGAAACCUUGUGCCUCUGUUGGUCUUGCCUAUUGUUCGCUUGGUGCCCACGUUUUGUUUUUCCUUCAUUAGGAUUCCCUGUUUGCCUGCCAGCCUGCCUAACAGCAUACAAGAGACUCAGCAAGCCUGUUUAUUAAAGUUAAAUAUUCUUCACUGCUCCUGCAGUCUUUGUUGUGUCUACAUUUUGGAACCAAAGUAAAUAUAUGGACCAAAAACAGAAAUAAAACUAUAUUAAGUAAGACUUUUUGUUUUAUAAUGUUGUGCAAUGUUAAUAAAAGCAGAACUCUGCAUGUUUUUACCCUAA